Molecule: messenger RNA, 3517 nt
Organism: Pan troglodytes (chimpanzee)
Lineage: Eukaryota; Metazoa; Chordata; Mammalia; Primates; Hominidae
Gene: ETFBKMT
Product: electron transfer flavoprotein subunit beta lysine methyltransferase
Exons: 4
Coding region: 1639-2427 (262 amino acids)
Biological process (GO): peptidyl-lysine trimethylation
Cellular component (GO): mitochondrial matrix
Molecular function (GO): protein-lysine N-methyltransferase activity
Source: RefSeq, a predicted model, not a curated record
AACUAUUUUCAUCCCAUCAGCUCUCCUUCUCAUUAAGAAAAAUACCAAGUGGUCACCACAGUCACAUACUUCAUAACCCAUGCCUCAUCGGUGCUGGGACGGGAGAGGGAAGCGCCGAUCUAAAUGACAUGGGGUCCAAAUCCCAAAUAAUCUCUAUUUGCUCUGCGUUACCUUUAAACUUAGGCUGCGUUGUGUGAUUCAAGUGACAGCCUAGUACUGCUUAACAAUUAGUCUAGUGGGAUAUCAGGCCCUGAGAGACCCCUACGAUCCCAGGACACUGAUGUGGGGUAACUAACACCCACUGGAAGUCUACGCUGAGUUCACAGGCUAUGUAUGACCUGACAUGCAUUUUGGCCUGCCCUGUGUUUUGAUAUUUGAAUGAGUUGCUGAUGUUUACAAGCCGAAGCUGGCCGGGCGUGGUGGCUCGCGCCUGUAAUCCCAGCACUUUGGGAGGUCGAGGCAGGAGGAUCGCUUCAGGUCAGGAGUUCCAGACCAGUCUGGCCAACAUGGCGAAACCUCGUCUCUACUAAAAAAAAAAAAAAAAAAAAAAAAUACAAAAAUUAGCCGGGCGUGGUGGCACGCCCCUGUAAUCCCAGGACUCGGGAGGCUGAGGUAGGAGAAUCGCUUGAACCUGGGAGUCGGAGGUUGCAGUGAGCCGAGAUCACGCCACUGCACUCCAGCCUGGGCAACAGAGACUCUGUCUCAAAAAAAAAAAAAAAAAAAAAAAAAAGGUGGAAGCUAAUGUGUCAAUAUCUAGAUUUUUUUGAUGAUUUUGAGAAAUCGGAGGAUCUGGCAGCAUGUCCUGCCUAGCCUUUUUGAACUGUUUGAAAACAGUCUCCAGCUUGCCACAGCCCCUCUGUUAUUUUACAGCCAGCCUGCAUCACUCAUUUAUGAUGUCCAGCCCCUUGUGGGGAUUUGGAUUUUUGACCCCUAAAUACUUUAGUGGAUUUAAGACCAUUUAAAACAUUUAUGCAGAAGAGAUCCGAGGUCCCCAAACAACUGGGUGUUUAAGUUGUGUUUAAGUUGUUCCUCAUUCUCAUUUAUUCUAAUCCGGGUGUUUUUCUAUAUAUAUAUAUUUUUAAACAAAUCUUAGUGAUCAAUUGCACAGGUGUUUUUCUGUUGGAGCAAAUCUUUUCGGUUUAGGCUUGGUAAAAUCGAACCAUCAGAUACUUUUACAGAAAGAGAUUUAGGAGUUGAUGUUUUUUUAUUACAAUUAAAUGCAUACAGUACUUUUAAAGGAAAAAACCUGAAUCUUGAUUGCAUUGUUUUAUGAUACAACAAUCUUUAAUGAAAUAGAGUAGUCAAUAUAAUUUGUAUUAAUAUAUCUCUGCCCACAGACAAUUAUAAAUUCAUUAACCCCCAGAACUCUUGGCUAGACUUCAUAAAGGCAAAAACUGUGUUUGCCCUGUUAACUGCUUUAUCCCACCACUAGAAUAUAAGCUUCCUGAAGACAGAAGACUUUUGUUAUUUUGUUCACAGUUACCAAGCAUGCCUACUUUGUUAAAUUUAUGAAAGAACUUUAAAGAGUCAGAGGUUCCGGUUGAGAUCAAGUUGGGAGACACACCCUUGUUCAUUCUCCUUGAGAAGCAGCCAUUAUCAACAGAACAUUGACAGAACCUGUGUUUGGGGAAAGGACUGAUGGCUUUGAGUCUAGGUUGGAAAGCACACAGGAACCACUGUGGUCUCCUCUUGCAGGCUCUACGAAGCAGUGGUCUUCUCUUGUUUCCCUGUGGCCAGUGUCCCUGGAGAGGAGCUGGAAGCUUUUUGGACCCUGAGAUAAAGGCUUUCCUGGAGGAGAACACUGAAGUCACCAGCAGUGGUAGCCUCACCCCUGAAAUCCAGUUGCGGCUUUUGACCCCCAGAUGCAAAUUCUGGUGGGAGAGAGCUGACCUGUGGCCCCACAGUGAUCCUUACUGGGCAAUCUACUGGCCAGGAGGCCAAGCCCUGUCUAGGUAUCUUUUGGAUAAUCCUGAUGUUGUCAGAGGAAAAUCUGUAUUAGAUCUUGGGAGUGGAUGUGGAGCUACAGCUAUUGCUGCUAAGAUGAGUGGGGCAUCAAGGAUCUUGGCCAAUGACAUAGACCCUAUUGCAGGAAUGGCUAUUACACUAAAUUGUGAAUUGAACAGACUGAAUCCUUUUCCUAUUUUAAUCCAAAACAUUUUGAAUUUGGAACAAGAUAAGUGGGACCUUGUUGUUCUUGGCGAUAUGUUUUAUGAUGAAGACCUUGCAGAUAGUCUUCAUCAGUGGCUGAAGAAGUGCUUCUGGACCUAUAGAACUCGAGUACUGAUUGGUGACCCUGGGCGGCCCCAGUUCAGUGGACACAGCAUUCAGCAUCACCUGCACAAAGUGGUAGAAUAUUCACUUUUGGAGCCUACUAGGCAGGAAAACAGUGGACUGACAACAAGCACAGUGUGGGAUUUUCAGCCUUGAGUUGUCAAAGUGCUUCCAAGUAUGAAUAUAGUAAUGUUUGGAUCUGACUCUAAAAGUUUUCUCUAUAGGAGAUACUCUCCAGUUUAAUGAAUGUAAUUCUUGUUAAAUGGAAAAUCUUGUUUUUAAAAUAUGAAGGUUUAGAGUUUUGUUUACUUUUGUCAUGUAACUGGUUCUGUAUUUCUAUGCAUGCCAAUUAUACACAUUUCUAUCUGCAUUUUUUUUUUCUAUUUUAACUGCUGAAGGAAUAUGAUUAUACAAUGCCAUACUCAAUGGUGGCAGCAUUUAAUUUAAGUAAUAGAGAAGAAUUAAACAUUGUAGCCGGAUCUGUUUCUGUAGUUGAGGACAACUGUGAUGUAACUUUGAAUUAAACAAACAAAACAAAACAUAGAAGAAGACUAUAUAUAUAUUUUUUCUUUUUUUAGAGACAGUCUCACUUUGCUCCCAGGCUGGAAUGCAGUGGCUAUUCAGAGGCUUAAUCAUUGGGCACUGCAGCCUUGAACUCUGGGCUUUUUUUUUUUGAGAUGGAGUCUCAGCUCUGUCGUCCAGGCUGGAGUGCAGUGGCUCAUAUCUCAGCUCACUGUAGCCUCCACCUCCCCUGUUUAAGCGAUUGUCCUGUCUCAGCCUCCAGAGUAGCUGGGAUUUUAGGCAUGCACCACCAUGCCUGGCUAAUUUUUGUAUUUUUAGUAGAGACGGGGUUUUGCCAUGUUGGCCAGGCCUGUCUCAAACUCCUGACCUCAGGUGAUCCACCCGCCUUGGCCUCCCAAAGUGCUAGGAUUACAGGUAUGAGCCACCACGCCAGCCUGACGAUGUUUUUUACUUCUAUCACUUCCUUUUGAUUUUUUCUUAUAGCUUCUAUCUCUGCUUACGUCACCCAUCAUUCUUGCGUGUUGUAUGCUUUUCGCAUUAGAGCCCUUUGCAUGUUAAUCAGUUAUUUUAAAUUUAUGAUCUGGUAAUUCUAAAAUGUCUGCCAUAACUGAGUCUGAUUCCGAUGCUUGUUUUCUUUUCAGACUGUUUUUUUGUCUUAGCAUGCCUUGUAAUUUUUUGUUGAUAGCUAGACAUGAUGUAUUGGAUAAAUAAACAAGUAAACUAA